CACGUAAAAUAAUGAAUACUGUACACACAACUUCCCAUUGUUGCAUCGACACAGUGACAAAAUUUAUUCAGCCACAGAGCUAGUAAAAAAAACAUCGAUGAAAUAAAUAAAAAAAAUCGUGUUUCUCAAGUGACUGCCUUUGCAUUUCACGGAAAAGGCUCUCUUAACACUGAUGUGAAUCUUACAAGUAUGAAACGCAGAGCUGACGAAGUACAGUUUGGAGCUCGGACUCCACAACGAAUGAUAACUACACAGCAUAGCAGCGCGGUUGGACCAAAUAUUCAAUACCAUAUUGGUUCGGGUGUAUUAAAAACCAACUCAUCUGAAGGUACGAUUAUUAGUGGACCAUCGCCAACUGUUCAAUAUACGACAACUUAUCCUCAAAGCCAAACCAUACCCAGUGUAAAAACAAAUGUUGGAACUAGCAACACUGGAACUACAAUUCAUGUAGUGAAUUCGAAUAUUGGUCCGGCAACCAACACAAUUCGACACAAAGGCGCACAAGUGCAGCAAGUUCAGCAAGUUCAGCAACAAGCUCAGCCAGUGCAACAGCAACAGGUGACACCUCCCCCGAAUGUUCAAACUAAUAUGGUCUCUACAGUUCCACAACAAACGAGUGGCCAAGAAAAAUUCCAACGCCUCAAAGUGGAGGAUGCCCUGAGCUAUUUGGAUCAAGUGAAAUACAAAUUUGGAAACCAGCCACAAGUGUAUAACGACUUUUUAGAUAUCAUGAAGGAAUUUAAGUCGCAAAGCAUAGACACGCCCGGGGUGAUUCAACGAGUAUCUAACUUAUUCAAGGGUCAUCCAGAAUUGAUUGUUGGGUUCAACACAUUUUUGCCUCCUGGCUAUAAAAUAGAAGUUCAAGCAAAUGAUCAAGGCGUUGCUUUUCAAGUUUCUGUUUCGAUGCCAUCUCCAUCAGGGGGAAAUAUUUGUUUACAACAGCCAACAUCUCCACAUCGCGGAAAUCAAAUAAUUCACAAUAUGCAAACAUCCACAAUACACCAAAUUUCUGAUCGGCAGCCAAUCUAUCAAUUGGGACCGCAACAACAACCACAGACCCCACAACAACAACCACAACUACAAACACAACAACAACAACAACAACAACCACCACCACCACAACUACAACCACAACAACAACAACUACAGCAACAAAUACAAUCACAGCUUCAACCACAACAACAACAACAACAACAACAACAACAACAACAUCAACAACAACAACUACUACAACUACAACAACCACAGUCGCAAACUCAAACUUCCACAUCCAUAUCAGCACAAUCUAAUUUCGGAUCAAUAUCACAACAGCAGACUGCAGUGGGAACUUCUAUUAGUGUCGUUGCCGGAAAUACUGUGACACAAGUUAGCAGUGUAUCUGCUAGUGCAAACACUAACAAGCAACCGAUAAGUCAUAAUUUGCAUCAUAUUUCUCCACCACCACAGCCGAUUGCAGCUGAUGUUAAUAGUGGUCAUAAUCUUCACCACAUUUCACAAGCUCAUCAAUCCAUGAUUCAGGCUGAACAAACAGGUUCUAAUCAGAAUCAAAAUCAACCAGUUGAAUUUAAUCAUGCGAUAUCAUAUGUGAAUAAAAUAAAGAUACGCUUCCAAGCACAGCCUGAGAAAUAUAAGCGAUUUUUGGAAAUACUACAUGCAUACCAAAAGGAGCAGAAAGUGCUAAAAGAGGGAUCAGGUAAUUUGCCACAAAAACAAUUAACUGAAGCGGAAGUAUACAGUCAAGUAGCAAAAUUAUUUGAUCAACAAGAAGAUCUGUUGCGUGAAUUUGGUCAGUUUCUACCAGAUGCCACAAACCAUUCGGCAACUCAAUUUAUAAAUCGUGGAAAUCAUGGGCAUAAUGAACAUAAAAAAAUGAAUACACCGUCGAUAGGUUCACAUCAGCAAUCAGUAAAAUCAUAUAAUAGCUCACAGAACAAUUUGCCUCGAAUUGAUCGUGAUUAUCAUCCGUCCACUGAGAAAGACUACCGCAACAGUGGCGUAGAUAAAGAACGCAAUCAUGUAACACACAAGUUUAGUGGUAGUGCCGUAAAACGAUCGCCUUCCUUCCCCUCAAUGCCAGUGAAUCACUUGGUUCGCGAUAGAGAUGGUCCAUCACCACCGAAACGCCACAAACCUAUUUGUCGAGAUGUUACAUUAUCAGAAGCUUCGAAAUUUGGCUCGCUUAAUGAUUAUGCCUUUUUUGAUAAGGUACGCAAAGCGCUGCGAAGUCCAGAAGUAUAUGAUAAUUUCUUAAGGUGUUUAACAUUAUUCAAUCAAGAGAUAAUUUCACGGAUAGAGCUGGUUUUAUUGAUAACACCGUUCCUCAGCAAAUUUCCUGAGUUACAUCGUUGGUUCCAAGAUUUCUUGGGUUCACAAAGUACUACUGAAGGAAUUUCACUGGCAACUGCUCAAAGACAAGACCGUAAUCAAGGCGAAAUGGCGCAAGAAAUUGAUCUAUCAACCUGCAAGCGCCUUGGGGCAAGCUAUUGUGCUCUUCCGAAGACCAGUGAGUCUCGUAAAUGUUCUGGUCGAACAAAUUUGUGUCGUGAAGUUUUGAAUGAUACAUGGGUAUCAUUCCCAACCUGGGCAGAAGACUCAACAUUUGUCACUUCUCGCAAAACCCAAUAUGAAGAAAUAAUAUACCGUUGUGAGGACGAACGCUUUGAACUGGAUGUGGUUAUUGAAACUAACGCGGCCACUAUUCGCGUAUUAGAAGGUGUACAGAAAAAAAUAUCGAGAAUGACGCAAGAUGAACUUACUAAAUUCAAAUUAGAUGAUUGUUUAGGCGGUAGCUCCCCAACUAUUCACCAACGAGCAUUAAGACGUGUAUAUGGAGAUAAGGCAACCGAAAUAAUUCAAGGACUGAAAAAAACACCACAGAUUGCCGUGCAAGUGGUACUUCGGCGACUUAAGGCCAAAGACGAAGAGUGGCGGGAAGCCCAGAAAAGUUUCAAUAAACAAUGGCGAGAACAAAACGAAAAGUAUUACCUUAAGUCGUUGGAUCAUCAGGGCAUCAAUUUUAAACAGAAUGACAUCAAAGCAUUGCGAUCCAAAAGCCUGUUCAAUGAUAUUGAAACUCUCUAUGAUGAGCGGCAUGAACAGAAUGAUGACAACAGCGAAUUGGUUACUGGGCCGCAUCUUGUACUACCGUACAAAGAUAAAAGUAUUCUAGACGAUGCAGCGAAUCUCUUAAUACAUCAUGUUAAACGACAAACAGCCGUUCAAAAACAAGAAAAAACUCGAAUAAAACAUAUUUUAAGGCAUUUCAUACCGGAUUUAUUUUUUUGGCCAAGACAGCAACUCAGCGACGAUGAACGUGACGAUGAAAUGGAUGUUGAUUCAUCUGAAAAUCGAAAUGUGGCUAUGACAGCGAAAUCUGACUCUCAAUCGAAUGGUAGUAAUAAUGCAACGACGUCUAGAAGACCAUGUGUCAAUGAUGAUAAAAAAGAUCCAAUAGAAGGCAACUAUGGAAAAGCAGAUAACACAGGAAAUGAAGACACUGAUCAAAAAUCACCAUCAAAUCUGGAUGACACAAUUGCUGCAUCUUAUCAAAUUCCAAAGUCUGAAUUCCCAUUCCGUGAAGCUCCAUCAAGUGCCAUUACCGACUCAAAUAAUCGAAUAAGUGAUAUAUUACCAGCUACCGAACCUAAUACAUCCCUUACAUCAGAAAUAAAGCGGGAAGGAUCUUGUAGUUCGCCCGAUGUUCCAUUACCUCCCUAUGCUGUUAGUAAAAUUCAA
This is a messenger RNA of Sitodiplosis mosellana (orange wheat blossom midge), 3735 nucleotides long. Its product is annotated as paired amphipathic helix protein Sin3a-like. The record is from RefSeq and is a predicted model, not a curated record. Gene Ontology annotation, cellular component: chromatin. Gene Ontology annotation, biological process: negative regulation of transcription by RNA polymerase II. NCBI's taxonomy places the organism in Eukaryota, Metazoa, Arthropoda, Insecta, Diptera, Cecidomyiidae. Gene Ontology annotation, molecular function: transcription corepressor activity.